This is a messenger RNA of Leptopilina boulardi, 1796 nucleotides long. It is a transcript of the gene pont, whose product is annotated as ruvB-like 1. Gene Ontology annotation, molecular function: ATP hydrolysis activity; ATP binding; DNA helicase activity. The record is from RefSeq and is a predicted model, not a curated record. NCBI's taxonomy places the organism in Eukaryota, Metazoa, Arthropoda, Insecta, Hymenoptera, Figitidae. The transcript is spliced from 3 exons. The coding region runs from base 89 to 1459 and encodes 456 amino acids. Gene Ontology annotation, biological process: box C/D snoRNP assembly; regulation of transcription by RNA polymerase II; chromatin remodeling. Gene Ontology annotation, cellular component: Swr1 complex; Ino80 complex; R2TP complex.
ACUGCUUUCUGCGAUACACAAAGAUUUUCGAUCAAACAAUCAAGCGGCAAAAGUUUUUGUUUAAAGAAUAUUUUAAUAAUUAUCAAUCAUGAAAAUCGAAGAAGUUAAAAGUACUGCUAAAACACAGAGAAUUUCUGCUCAUACACAUAUUAAAGGUUUGGGUUUAGAUGAAAAUGGAGUGGCAAAUCCAAUGGCAGCGGGACUUGUUGGUCAAGAAAUGGCUAGAGAGGCUGCCGGAAUUGUUGUGGAUAUGAUAAGAUCGAAAAAAAUGGCAGGAAGAGCUGUUCUUUUGGCAGGUCCACCAGGUACUGGAAAAACGGCAAUUGCCCUUGCAAUAGCACAAGAAUUAGGUAAUAAAGUGCCAUUUUGUCCAAUGGUUGGCUCUGAGGUUUAUAGUUCGGAAAUUAAAAAAACUGAAGUACUUAUGGAGAAUUUCCGUCGGGCAAUUGGACUUAGAAUUAAGGAGACAAAAGAAGUUUAUGAGGGUGAAGUCACUGAAUUAACACCAAUUGAAACUGAAAAUCCAAUGGGCGGUUAUGGUAAAACAGUGUCACAUGUUAUUGUUGGAUUAAAAACAGCAAAAGGAACAAAACAAUUAAAAUUAGAUCCAUCUAUUUAUGAAUCAUUGCAAAAGGAAAAAGUUGAGACUGGCGAUGUAAUUUAUAUUGAGGCAAAUAGUGGUGCUGUUAAAAGACAAGGCAGAAGUGAUAAUUUUGCCACUGAAUUUGAUUUAGAAGCCGAGGAAUAUGUUCCUUUACCCAAAGGUGAUGUUCACAAAAAGAAGGAAGUCAUUCAAGAUGUUACUUUACAUGAUUUGGAUGUUGCAAAUUCAAGACCACAAGGUGGACAGGAUAUUAUGUCAAUGAUGGGACAAUUAAUGAAACCAAAGAAAACGGAAAUUACAGAUAAAUUAAGAAAAGAGAUAAACAAAGUGGUGAACAAAUAUAUUGAUCAAGGAAUUGCAGAAUUAGUUCCCGGUGUUUUAUUCAUAGACGAGGUGCAUAUGUUAGAUAUUGAAACAUUUACAUAUUUGCAUCGUGCAUUGGAGAGUGCAAUUGCUCCAAUUGUAAUAUUUGCAACAAAUCGUGGUCAAUGUAUUAUUCGUGGAACGGAAGAUAUUGUUUCAUCUCAUGGAAUACCAUUGGAUUUAUUGGAUCGUCUAUUGAUAAUAAAAACUUUGCCUUAUGCAAAAAAUGAAAUUGAACAAAUUGUUAAAUUACGAGCAACAACGGAGGGAUUACAAAUUGAUGAUGAGGCACUUACAACACUUGGUGAUCUUGGAACAAAAACAACACUUCGUUAUGUUGUACAACUUCUCACGCCAUCGGCAUUAAUUGCCAAAGUUAAUGGAAGGACGAAUAUAAAAAAAGAGGAUGUCGACGAAGUGGAAAAUCUUUUCCUUGAUGCAAAAUCAUCGGCAAAAAUUCUCACUCAACAGGCUGGCAAAUUUAUGAAAUAGUUUUGUUUGUUUUUUUUUUCUUUUCACCCAAAAAAAUUUAGUUAUAAAAAUAAUUUCUUAAAAUGAACUUUAAAGAAAAAUAGAAAUUUAGAAAUAUUUUCAUAGAGAAUUUAAGAAAAUAGUUCUUGGCUGAGUAUUUUUAAGUUUUGAAUGACGAAUCAUUUAACGACGUACAAAAAUGUUAGAAAAAUAAUUUCCAUAAGGUUUUCAUAAAUGACUAUUUUUUUAAUUUCUUCAAAUACACUCCAGAAAUUUAGUUUUGUUAUGGAAUUUCAACGAAAUAAUUUAUUUUAAUUUACAAUUUCAAUUUGAAUAAAAAUUCAUAUAAUUGUUUAAA